AUGUCUCUCACGGUGACGCAACAACUACCGCAAAGGGAGCUUGACGCACCAAAACUUGAUACUUCUCUCGCUCAGCGACAAUCACAGUCUCGACCUCAAAUAGAUUCAUUAUCCGUCGAGCCUCCUAUCUAUUCUCCCUCUGCCGAUGCCGACGAAUCUUCUCGCGAAAACACUCCCACAACCAUGAUGCCUACACAGCGACAACUCGCCUCUGCUCCUGCUCUUCCCGCCAAGAGCUCCCUCCGAGCUUCAAGAUGCUUGGACGGUCUCCUCACUCACAAGCUGACCCCCGAAGGUCAAGCUCCUUUCUCUACUCCUCAUGAUGUUUACCUUUCUUCCGAGGAAGAUGCUUCUUCUUCCGCCGAUGACUUUUCCGACUUCGAGACCGACUCUGGCAGCGAUGAGUCCCUGGCUUCAGACCGAAGAGGCAGCCGCGAGGACACUGCCAAGGUGGUCUCGGUCGUCUACGCCGGAAAGCCUUCAGUGAUCGAUCUUCCCCGUCGAUCAGUCUCCCCCAGCCUCAUCAGCGAAGCUUCUUCUCGACCUUCAUCAAGAAUGUCUGUCUCAUCCCGACCUCCCAGUUGUCUACGCAGAACGGCAACUCUCCCAGUUACACUCCCCGUUCUCGACCGCCGCAUGUCUUUCUGCACUACCUCUUCUGGAUCUGUUCUUCACCCUCCACGAACUAGCAGCAUGGGCACUGGCCGCCUCGAGAAGCAAAGACCAGACUUUCUCAGCAUUGACCCCUUCGCGACUAAGCCUGAGCCUGAAACCAAGGAAGAGUCCACUGAGAGACCAAAGACACCAAAGUCACCUGGUGUCUUCAAGCGCACACUGAGCUUGGUUAAGAAGCGAAGCCGACCUUCGCUCAACACACAUUUCGCCAGUCAAUCCAAGGACAACCUUUCUCUCUUCACACCUACCCUGCCAAUGGAGCAGGUUCAAGAAGAGUCAGGUACCGAUGCGGAUGACAAGGCCCCCAAGCCUAUCCUCCAAAAGGCACCUACAUACCACGAGUUCGCCCAAAGGAGAAUGUCCUCAGCCCCAAUGUCGCCCAUGUCACCUAUGUCUACGGAACCCCAAUCGCCAAUGACGCCCAACAGCACUCGCAGCCGUUUGAGGCAGGGAUUGGCGGCAGCCGCACGACGACGAAGCGUCAAGGUUUAA
This is a messenger RNA of Fusarium coffeatum, 1167 nucleotides long. RefSeq lists its product as uncharacterized. The transcript has a single exon. The record is from RefSeq and is a predicted model, not a curated record. Bases 1 to 1167 code for a protein of 388 amino acids. Lineage: Eukaryota; Fungi; Ascomycota; Sordariomycetes; Hypocreales; Nectriaceae.